UUGAUAGAACGAGGUUAGCAUCUCCUCACGUCAAAAUGGCUGAAUAUUUAGCUUCCAUUUUUGGCACUGAAAAAGACAAAGUCAACUGCUCCUUCUACUUCAAGAUUGGAGCAUGUCGUCAUGGAGACCGGUGUUCCCGCCUCCACAACAAACCGACUUUCAGUCAAACCAUUGUGAUCCAGAACAUCUACCACAAUCCGGCUAACACAGCACAGUCGGCUGAAGGGGGUGCUGCUGUUGGAAUAGCGGACCAAUCUAACCUGAGUGAUGUGGAGGUGCAGCAGCACUUUGAUGAUUUCUUUGAGGAGGUCUUCGCUGAGAUGGAGCAGAAGUACGGUGAAAUUGAGGAGAUGAACGUCUGUGACAACCUUGGGGAUCAUCUGGUCGGCAACGUCUAUGUCAAGUUCCGCUAUGAGGAAGAUGCAGAGAAAGCAGUAGAGGAUUUGAAUAAUCGCUGGUUUAACCGUCAGCCAAUCAGAGCAGAGCUCUCGCCGGUCACGGAUUUCAGGGAAGCCUGCUGCCGUCAGUACGAGAUGGGUGAAUGUACACGUGGAGGAUUCUGUAACUUCAUGCACCUCAAACCCAUCUCCAGGGAGCUCAGAAGAGAGCUCUACGGCCGCCGCAAACGCAAGAAGCGCAGCAGCCGUAGCAAGUCCACAUCACCCGGACCCCGCGACAACAAGCGCCGAUCGCGAUCCCGUAGUCGCAGCCGAGGGAAGGACGAUAGACACAGAGAGAGGGAGCGCUCCGGACGUUUUUAAGUUUUGGGCCAAUUUAACUGUGGAGUCUUGAUAUGAUACAUGGUCGCUAUGUCAGUAAGCUUUCCUGCAGGCAAUAUUCAGUGGACACUGUAACGUGUAUAUCGUCUGUUUGGAGUCAGAAAGGUGUUAAUUCAUAUUCUCGAACAAAGAGUUAACGCCCUUCCGGCUUUAAACAGAAUAUAUGAAGACUGCUCUUGGAAACCAUUUAAAGCAGUCAUUAUGUAGCAGAUAGUCAUUUUGUACAAGUUCCUUCAAUACAAGUUUCAAUGAGGAAAUUCUGCUCAAGUAAACAACAAAUAGUGGUCCUUUUAGAUAGGUGGUGUAGUAUGACUGUAUAUUCAAGAAGAAAAGUCCCAAGGUAUUUUUGUGCUCUAUUUUUCUGACAACUGUAUUAAAAAGAAAGCCUUACUACAGCUAGGAUCAAACCAAAAAUCAAGGAAAGGGUUUUUCUCAUUGUCAACCAUUACGCCUUGUAACACACACUGUAUGGGGCAACAUGGCCAAAUGAAGUGAAACCUGUCUAUAAACUUAAAAAGACCACCCAAUGGAGACAAGAUAAGUGGCAUUUAAGACAGGUGGUCUUUAUGUACAGGUUCCUUUAGUACAUGUUUCAAUGAAAAAACAUUUUCAAUGGAAACAAACAAUGUGGUCUUUGUAGACAGGCGGUCACUAAAGCAGGUUUGGCUGUACCUUGGACAUGCCCAAGAAUUAGGGCCCCAUUUCACAAACUUGUCAUCAGUGACAAAUGACAAUUUUUGUUAUAAGCUACUGAAAUCCUUGCUACUGUUUGGUUAUCAGCAGAUUUAUCACUGAUUUGUGUCAUUUUUCAUUGAAAAAAGGCUUUGUGAAACAGGUCCCAGAUCCCUCUGCAUAUUGGAGAAAGGAAAUCACAACACCUUUAUCAAAAAAGUUAUCAGUUCUGACCAAUAUCUUUUAUGCUGCAUCAAUUUAAGUAAAUAUUGGUAAUUGUAAGAUACAUAAAGGGUUGUUGCAGUCUAACCUGCUUUAUUGACCACCUCCCUUCAAAGACCACUUUUUGUAUUUCCCUUGGGUGGUCGCUGUAAACAGGUUUGACUGUAUUAAAAAGCUAGUUUCUCUACCCUCUUAUUCACUUUAUUACAAAAUACAUAAUCUUGAGAUUCUGUAUCAAAGAAGAAGUGACGCAUUUAUAUCAAGACUCCACAGUGUAUGUAAUAUUUUUUGUCAUUUUGAAGGCUUAGGUGAACAUUAAUAAAAAAAUGUUUUAAAAAAUCCUGUUUGGUAUGUUUAAUUGUCAUGAUUAAUUCUGAGAUCAUGCCUUUGUCUUUAAAUUCAUUGCUGGCUAUUGAAAAGUUAUUCUAAAGUCGCCUCCGAAAAGAAUGUUUACACUGAAAACUGAAAAGAAAUUAAAAAUGUACCUUUUCUGGCCAAAAUAAGUCUUGCAUGUUUUCUCCCUGAGCAGCUGACAAUUCAACGAGUUUAGCUGAACUCUAACUUACUGCAUUUAAUUAUUGCAUUAUUUUCAAGACACUUACAUACACAACCAGGAGAAGUUGCAGAUUAGAAAAGAAAAUGCUUUAGAAAGCCCUUGAUAUUCAAGUCACAUGUUGCCCUAUGCCUUCAAUUCAAAUUUUGUUGUAAAUCAUAAUAUUUCUCAUGUUUUUUCCUUUCAUUCUUUUUUUUAUUUGAUGCUACAUUAUGUAGGGAUCAACUUUAGCUAUAUCAUUAUUUGUACAUCAUUUUGCUUUCAAGGGUCUAUUUUUUGGUUAAUUGCUAUUAUUACUGCAGUUUCGAAAUGUAUGAUAAUUCUAUUGCAGGUAUUAUUAAAUAAUCUUCUCCAACAUGCCAAUUUAUCUGUUUGCAGGGAUGGAUUGUGGCCUUUCAUUACACAUUUUCGUUGUCCAAGAAAUAACACUAUUUUUCUGGAAUGUUAUUAAGUAUUGGAUAUUUCCCUCAAAAUAAAACACAAUGUAGUAAUUUCAUUUUUGCUGUAACUUAAUGUGUAUAUUGCAUUCCACUCCUAUUUUGUUCAUUUCUCUAAAGUGUAAAUAUAUUCUGUCCCACUGUUCUCUGAAACUUGAUCUGUCUAUCUCUCUCUCUCUCUCUCUCUCCCUCUCUCUCUCCUUUUGCCCACUCUGUUUGUUUCCUCAACAAUUUCAUCUUAAUUAUGAAGUACCUACCGGUAAUACUUUACAUGUACAUUAUUCAACAGUAUGUUGAUUUUUGCAAAUUGAGAAAGGUUAUUGUACUUUCCUGGAAGCAAAUUGAUCCAUGAAUGUUUAUCAGCAACUUUUGUCAUGAACUAAAAUGUUUUGUUUUUAAUGUGUCUUGGUGAAAGGAACCCACUACUGUUUUUGUAUUAAAAUCAAAUUUUCCUUUUAUUGUGAAUAUGA
Messenger RNA from Strongylocentrotus purpuratus (purple sea urchin), 3133 nucleotides. Its product is annotated as splicing factor U2AF 35 kDa subunit-like. Gene Ontology annotation, cellular component: U2AF complex; spliceosomal complex. Gene Ontology annotation, molecular function: metal ion binding; pre-mRNA 3'-splice site binding. The record is from RefSeq and is a predicted model, not a curated record. Bases 36 to 761 code for a protein of 241 amino acids. Gene Ontology annotation, biological process: mRNA splicing, via spliceosome. The transcript is spliced from 5 exons. NCBI's taxonomy places the organism in Eukaryota, Metazoa, Echinodermata, Echinoidea, Camarodonta, Strongylocentrotidae.